AUGUUUCAAACCUCAAAGACACAACUUCUCUAUCUAAGUGCUCUAGGAGUAUGGGGUCUCUGGGGCUUCGCAUUAUUCAACGGCAUGUUUGCACGCCUUGAAACAGUUACUAGCACCCUGCGCUUCCCAGAUGACCGUCCCCUCCGCUCCUCAUACACAGGACUGGCCGCCGUAGACGCCCAGCUCACACUCCUCUCCGCCUUUUACGAUGUGCUCACAAACGCCCGCACAUCCGGCCCGCGCCUCCUUUUUUUCGACAUCAAUUACGCCGUUGCAUGCGCGAAUCUCUGGGUUCUCAUUGAAUCGAGGCGUCGAAGCGUUCGCUCCCUGCUUUUGAAAUAUCCGGCUUGGGUCUUGGUGCUCUGCAACGCCAACGGCGCCGCGAUCAUCCUACCGCUAUAUCUAUACGCAGUCUGCAGCAGCACAGCCCGCGUCCGCGAUGCCUCGAUGCCCUGGCACGAAGCGGCGGCAUUCCCGCUGACGACACUAGUCAUCUUGCUUCAACCGCUUCUCGUGUUUGCACCCGCGUGGAGUGGAAAUGGGGGCAGUAGCCUGCACCAUGGAUGCAUUGCACUCUUCCAGGUGGCCCCCGUAUUUGCCAUGGCGUUCCAUCUCAGCCUUGUGUCAAUUUUCCCUCGCAAAUUUACAGGCACAACGCAGUCAUCUGUGAAAGAGGCAAGGAAGUGGGUAGUCGCAUCCCUCAUACUUGCCGGUAUCGUCGCUUCAGCCGUGCACUUCUAUACCUCGGUCGGCUCGCUACUCACACAAGAUAUCGACGCAUCGAUCCUGAGGCUGUUCCUUCCGGCUCGAGGCUUUGAAGACCCAUACGAGUCCUUGAUCAAAAAUGAGGUUACAUCUGUCGAGUACACUGCGCUGCUGGAGAAUCUUCACCUGUUCUCGCAGUGGGAUUGGAUAGUCCUAUGUCUCACCACUAUUGUGUUUGCGCAUCUACUUCUCUCGCGAAAGGAUGGGGUUGAAAAGAUUGAAAAAAUGAGAGCGGAAGGGACGGUGUCUCCGAACGAGUCUCAGGAACUGAUUUAUCUCACUGUGGCGACUGUAGUCUUAGGGCCAGGGGCGGCGGGGUCAUUUGCGUUGGCUAUUCGAGAGGCUAGAAUAUGA
Colletotrichum scovillei is the source of this 1119-nucleotide messenger RNA. RefSeq lists its product as uncharacterized. The coding region runs from base 1 to 1119 and encodes 372 amino acids. NCBI's taxonomy places the organism in Eukaryota, Fungi, Ascomycota, Sordariomycetes, Glomerellales, Glomerellaceae. The transcript has a single exon. The record is from RefSeq and is a predicted model, not a curated record.